AUGACAAACAUUUCGUAUAUCAUUCAGGGUUGCUGUCUUCGUACAGAAGAAGUGGGUGAAAGCGUUGUGUUCCGACAUUGGAUGAACUCUAUUUAUAGGACUCACAUUCAUAAAAAUCUCGAGGCUAAGUACGAACUUGGUCCAUUAUGUUGGGAGCACGAAGCGCCAAAAGUGGAAGACAGUUAUCGUAAUGUGGCCCCAGUUGUCUCUUCAUCUACGCUGAUUCCUGGUGACGUACCGAUGGAGCUAUUUUCUCAUCCGCCUUCAUUGACGAAUUUCGAAAUAGCUGAUGUAGAAUACUUU
This is a messenger RNA of Ostertagia ostertagi, 303 nucleotides long. NCBI's taxonomy places the organism in Eukaryota, Metazoa, Nematoda, Chromadorea, Rhabditida, Trichostrongylidae. The record is from the annotation of a GenBank genome assembly.